UGUUUCUCCCAGGGACAGACUUGGUCCCCGUCUAUCGAUGACGAAGGCUCGACGAGAGACGAGUUCUAUGACGAUGAGGACCUCUACUCGGGCUCCGGCUCUGGCUUUCCUGGGAUCGGUGUGAGGCCGACAUCGGCGGGUGUGUCCUUCACCACAGAAGAGCCCCUCCUCCUCUCCACCACGCAGGCCACUGGCCCCGCCCCCUCCGCCUCACCUGCAGCCGAGCCGAGCCCCAAACCGGAGGAAUCCACCGCCACCCCGCUGCCCACCGAGGCCGAUGGAGAGAGUGGUGUAUUCUGGGAAAGAGAGAGGGAGCUGGAGAAGGAGAGCGAGAGGGAGGGAGAGAAGGAGCAAGAGAAGGAGAGAGAGCGUGAGCGAGAGAAGGAACGUGAGAGAGAGCGAGAGAAAGAGAGAGAGAGGCAGAAAGAGCGUGAGCUUGAACGAGAGAAAGAGCUGGAGCGCAUCAGGGCCGCCGCCGCCCAGACCACCGUCGCCCCACGAUCCCCCGCAGCCAUCCCAGUGGUGACCACCAACCUGGCAACCAGCCCUGCAGAAAGUGCGGCGCCCUCUGCCAGUUCGGACGACCUGAGCACCACAGAAGAAGAAGAGGACAUCUACCUGUCACCUGAACCCUCAGCCUUUUUCCCAGGCUUUGACAUGGAAACCACCACAGAGGAAGACAUGUCCACUACAGCAGAGAUCACCCCCGGGCCCACGACAGCCGCACCUAGCACCACCGCCGCCGCCACCACUGACAAGACCAGGUUCCCCUUCAGGCCCAGGGUUCCCAUGACCACAGCCACUCAGGCGGUGCCAACAGAGAGAACGAGCCGUCCACAGCAGCCUUCAACUACACAGGAGGGAAACAACGAGGCGGGUGCUGCGGGGCCGAGUGGAGACUUCGAGAUCCGCGAUGAUCGCCGCAAUGAUCUCGGUCGAGGUAUAAUGCCGGUGGAUCCCGAUCUGAUCGGCAACACGGUGGACGCAGGAAGCUCUGCCGCCCAGCUGCCACAGAAGAACAUCCUGGAGAGAAAAGAGGUCUUGAUAGCGGUGAUAGUAGGAGGAGUAGUGGGCGCCUUGUUUGCGGCCUUCCUAGUGAUGCUGCUGGUGUACAGGAUGAAGAAGAAGGACGAGGGAAGCUACACACUGGAGGAACCCAAACAGGCCACCGUCACCUACCAGAAACCGGACAAGCAGGAGGAGUUUUACGCAUAACACUCAGAGAGACUGCCAGAGAGACGAGGGAGAGAGAAAGAGCGAGAGAGAGAAGAGAGAAAGAUACUCUAAGCCCCCGUACUCCUCGCCCUCCUCCUCCUCCUGUUCUUCGUCGCCUCCCCCCUUGUCUGCUCGCCUCUCCUCAUCCCUCUCUCCUCUCGUCUCCAAAACACUCGAGAGCGCCUCUCUCUCUGCGGACUUGGAACUUUCUUUUCAAUGAAAACGAAAAAGAGGAAAAAAAAAAAAUAUCAAAAUAUAUUCUGAAAAAAUAACACAUACACAUGAGAUGUUUUUAAAGUAAAUGUUGUUAUUACUAUUCUACAGAUUCUCUUGUUGUGUAUGUAAUGAUAUGAUUAUUUUGUAAGAAAAACAAAACAAAACACAAGCUCUUAAUCUGUGUUUUCCAGCACAAAGUUCCUCCUCUGUUUUUUUUAUUCAGCGAUUGAAAAAGGCUAAAGCGAAAAGGGAGAGGAGAGGGGCGAGGCGAGCAGAGCGAGACACAAAAGAAAAAGAGAGCGAUGGGCCUCGACUCUGCCCCUCACCCCCCAAAAACACACAGAGCGUCUGGUUGGCCGCACAGAGCCCAGGGUCAAAGGUGAGAGGAAAGGUCUCUUUUGUGCCUCCCAUCCCUAUGGUGCUCAAAGACGCAUACGCACAUCCAUACAGCCACAUAAACACACGCUUACAUGCACAUGCAUACACACACACUUGUAUCUGCUUGAAGGUGGCUCGGACCUUUCUCUCUGUGCUCGGCCAACCAGAAAACAGUGCUCGACCCUCGGUGUGUUUCACAACGUCGAGGAGCCGCUGUGAAAACAUUGGCUGGUUAGAGGUUUGCUUACGCGGCCAAUCUGCUCCUCUAAGCUGUACAAAGACUAGUUACGGAUAGUAAUAACAACCAAUAAUAUAUCAAUGUUUUGGGCUGGAUGGUGAAUAAUAAUAAUGAUACCGUAAUAAUAAUAAUAAUGAUUAUAAUACUUAAACAGGAGGAUGUGUAUUUAGCAGUUUAAAAAAAGUUUAUAUGUAAAUAUCAGCAUAUCCUUUCUGGCAUCACUAAUCAUCUGCAUGAUCAUGAAGAGUUUUUAUUCAUCACAUCCGUCAUCACUUUAGAUGAGCUGUGCUCUCGUCAGCCACACGCACACACACACAUACACACACACACAAGUGCAGAUAUAUAACUUGCUGUGCAUUUAGAUCCACCACACAGACUUUAAGUAUACCAUUAAUCAUAUCAUUCAAACACAUAUCAAACCCAUCCUCAUCAUCAUCGUCAUUGUGAUAGUCAUCACUUGUGAUACGAGCGAGAUCAGGUGGUUUCAAUAUGUUAUUGAUUAGUUAUUGAUCAGUUGCCGGUUGUUUUAGAGUUUGGUCUGUUUGUGUAAAAGCACAACGACGUGUCCAGUCAUCACGUCAUCCGAUUAACCCCCCCCCCCCACCCCUACACGCACCUUUGGCAUGCCUCACUUUCUUUUUCUUCCACCAUUGGCUCUCUGUUUGGGGAUGGGAGGGGCCUCUGGGAAGUAAGGGGGGCUUUAAUGAAAAACCAGGAAGUGCAAAUCCAUCACAGGAAGUUGCUCCCAGAUGUGCUAAUUCAGUCAAAAAUCUUUGAUGAAGUCUUUUGUCAGUAAAGCUUUGGUUAUGAGAAAAAACAGACUUUGAAUUAGUGUUCAUGGGGUCAACUUUAACCUGCUGUUGGGCUCUUUUUGGGGAGGGGACAAUGGAGGACAGGGGUUUGGUUUGGGAUGGGGAAUGUCAGAAGGAAGGCUGUGCUUCUAUCUAAGAGAUUGUAACAAUAACCACACCAGUGCGACUGGGCUAGUAGCUUCUAUUAUACUCAGUACUGUAGAACAAAAAUGCAUGGGAGUCAAAACUAUACGAGUCUGGGUGUGUGUGGAUGCCUGUGUGUGUGUGUGUGUGUGUGUGUUUUUGUGCGUUUGAAAGAAAAGAGGGGUGAGUUAAAGUUGGAAUGUACUGUGGUCGAGUGUGUGUUUACCUACUCCAGCAGUUCUCACGCUCUUCCACAGACAGGUAACACACCUCCUCCACUCAUGUGUGUGUAUGUCGCCUGCCCCCUCGCCAGUGUGAGAAUAUAUGUAUGUGUGUGUCUACACCUCAUCUUAAUACGCCAUGUGUGUGUAUGCCUGAGUGCUUCACCUUGGUAUUUCACAGCAGACUCUUGUGUACACUGACUGGCCUGUCGACGUGCUUGUGAGUGUGUCUGCGAGUGUUUCGUCUGUUCACUGCUGAAUGAGGGGCAGCUGGUCCCUCACAGUGGCUUUCACACACACUGACUGUGUCUUUUCACUGUCCGACUGUCUGCCUGUCUGUCUCUCUGCCGCAGUACAGACGGGCAGACAACAUGCCACUUUCUCACAGGCAGGAAUGAUCUUAACACGUACUGUCUUUUUUAAAGUGACUGUCAAAGUGUAAACAUGUGUUUGUACCCAUCUAAGCCUGCGUAGCCAAAUAAGACGUGUGUGUGUGUGUGAGAGAGAGAGGGUGAAUUUGUACGUGUGUGUGUGUGUGUGUGUGUGUGUGUGAAGCCCAACGGAGGCUACACUACUCUAUGUUUGCUGUUCCCAUUCCUGUUUUUAUACAUUUGCAUUUUUUUAAGGCUGAGUUUCUGUCAUUGGCUGAGUGAGCGAGAGGAGGCGGAUCCUCCACGCCACCGCCCUGUCACUAAUCUGCCACUCUGUUCCAAAUAAAAAACCUGGUUGGGUAAAUCUC
This is a messenger RNA of Anarrhichthys ocellatus (wolf-eel), 3942 nucleotides long. It is a transcript of the gene sdc3, whose product is annotated as syndecan 3. The record is from RefSeq and is a predicted model, not a curated record. Gene Ontology annotation, cellular component: membrane; cell surface. The transcript has 5 exons. Gene Ontology annotation, biological process: cell migration. Lineage: Eukaryota; Metazoa; Chordata; Actinopteri; Perciformes; Anarhichadidae. The annotation marks the transcript as partial.